This is a messenger RNA of Micropterus dolomieu (smallmouth bass), 5146 nucleotides long. RefSeq names its product trichohyalin-like. Gene Ontology annotation, molecular function: double-stranded DNA binding; transcription coregulator activity. The transcript is spliced from 13 exons. Gene Ontology annotation, biological process: regulation of transcription by RNA polymerase II. Bases 170 to 4054 code for a protein of 1294 amino acids. The record is from RefSeq and is a predicted model, not a curated record. Gene Ontology annotation, cellular component: nucleus. Lineage: Eukaryota; Metazoa; Chordata; Actinopteri; Centrarchiformes; Centrarchidae.
ACAGUCCAACCACAGGCGGGAAAAACACCAGAGGUCACGUGACACGUUUUUCCCCCAACAUGGCGUCCUGCAGGACAGCGUAGCUAAACUACAAGAACCGGGGCGUUCAUCUGCGUUUCUGAAGAUUUUAGUUUUUCGCUGCGUUCGAUUCACUCUCUGAAGCAGCAGGAUGCCGGGGAAAACCGGCGACAGCUUCAAACCGGGGGACUUGGUCUUCGCCAAGAUGAAGGGCUUCCCUCACUGGCCGGCCAGGAUCUGUAAGUCGGAAGAUGGAUACAAGAAGCGAGUCCCGGUCUACUUCUUCGGGACCCAUCAGAUAGGUCACCUCCCUCCGGAGAACAUCGUCCCUUACGUCGGCAACAAGAAGAAGUACGGCAGCGGCGUCCGCAUCAGAGGCUUCACGGAGGGCAUGUGGGAGAUCCAGAACACACCUGGUAUCGGGAGUAAACUCAAAGUACCAGCACAGCAAACUCCACCUGCUAAACAGACUUCUGCUGCUAAAACUACAAAUGAUCUUAAAAACACCCCGACUAAAUCAACUUCCAGUAAAUCUGCCCCUGCACAGCCCGACAGUAAACCAGCUACUGGCAGAAAAAGUCCAGUUGCUGCUGCGGCGGCUAAAAUUCCUACAAGAGCUUCUCUAAGAUCUGCUCCAGAGAAAACAACAGACUCCAAACAGACUUCUGAACAGGCUUCAACUUCAAAAGACGUCACCUCGGCAGAUGUUGCAGAGACUGCUGCGACUACAAGAAGCAGGAGGGCAGCUGUUAGAAGCUCGUCUGCAGGAGGGAGACACGAACUUACUACUGAUGCCACGUCUGCAGAAAAUAAGGAGGAGACUACAGCCCAAACUGUGAAAACAAGAACCGCCUCCAAAGCCUCUGUGAGUGAAACUUCCCCUCACAAACACUCUGAGAGGAAGACCGAUGCGGACACUACAGACAGCAAACCUGAAACGGCAAAUACAAAUAAAGUUACAGCUGAGAAGAAAAGUCUGAGCACCGUAGAAACCCCAGUGAAGGCGACCGACUCCAAACCAGCUUCUGAGAAGGUUGAAAUACCGUUAACUUCCACCGCUACAGAUACUGAAGAGGCUGCGGCUACACGUCGGGCUUCUACCAGAAGCAGAGCUGCAGAGUCCAAGGUUGAUGCUGAGCAGUACGAGAAGAGGACACCCGCUAGUCCUGCUGUGAGCUCUCCAGUCAGCAAGAAACUGAAGACCCCAGAACUAAAAUCUGCUCCGACACAAACCACCAAGAACGACAAAGGACAGAAAGACCAGGAAGAGGAGGAGAAGAGAGGGCAACAUAAGGAAGAGAAGAAGUCAUCAGAGAGUCAAGGAGUCAAGAGGAAGAGACAAGAGAAGGAUGAGGAGAAGGAGGUGCAGAAGAAAACCCGUCAGGAUGGCACUGAAGAAAAGAAAGUGACGAUGAAAGAGAAGACGACACAGGAGAGCCAAGGAACAAAAAGAAAGAAGGAUGAGGAGGAGAAACAGAAAACAAAGCAGAAAACAAAGCAGGACGAAGGUGUGGAAGGAAACAAUGAUGUGAUGACAAAAGAAACAACAGAAGAAAAGACGUCAGCAGAGAGCCGAGGGAUGAAGACGAGGAGAGCGGAGAAAGAGGAACAAAAGGAGGAGGAGGAGGAGGAGAAGAAAACAAAACAAGACGGCAGCGAACAAAAGACAGAGGAGACGACGAGGAGAGGAACGAGGUCGGAGAGCGAAGGAAGGAAAAGAACGAGAGAAAAGGAGGCACAGCUGACCACGAAGAAGGAUGUUACAGAAGGAACUGAAGAAGUGACAAAAAGAGAGGAGAGCCGAGGAACAAAGAGGAAGAAGGAAGAGAAGGAGGUGCAGAAGAAAACCAUACAGGAGGAGAAGAGCGGAGAGAGUGAAGGGACGAAGACAAGCAAAGCAGAGGAAGAGAAGAAGAAAACUAAAGAUGCCGGCGAGGAAGAAAAGAAAGAAGAGACGAAGAAGAACCUGACAGAGGAGGAGAAAACUGUAGAAAAAUCAGAGAGUGAAAGGACAAAGACGAGGAGAGCUGGGAAAGAGGAACAGAUGAGGAAAACAAAAGAUGCCGAUGAGGAAGGAAAGAAAGAAGAGAAGAAGAAGAAGAAGGUGACAGAGGAGGAGAAGAGUGAAGGGACGAAGACGAGGGGUGCAGAGAAAGAGGAACAGAAGAAGAAAUCUAAAGAUGCUGACGUGGAAGGAAAGAAAGAAGAGAUGAAGAAGAAGCCGACAGAGGAGGAGAAGAGUGGAAAAGCAACAGAGAAAGAAGGCGGUUCCGUGGACGAGGAGCGACAGCGCCGCCUGGCAGCCAAGAGGGAGAGUUUGUUUAAAUCUCUGAGAGGUCUGCUGAAGGCCGGCAGAGGAGGGAAGAGGAGGGAGACGAUGAAGAGUUCCCAGAAUGCCAGGGAUGGAGAAAAGAAGAAGGUCGAGAUUAAAAAGACAGAAAGUCAGAAGACGUCAGACAAGAAAAGGGUCAAAGAAUCACCUGCCACCAAGGUGAUCGCCAAGAAAUCAGGCGUCAAAAGCUCCAUCGGCAAGAAGAUCGUCGGCAAGAAAGCGACCGAGAGGAAGGAAGAGAAAGAUGAAUGCAAGAUGGUGAAAAAAACAACAAAGGUCAAACAGAAAGAAAGAGCUAAAAAAGAAGAAAAGGAUGAGGUGAAGACGUCCAACCAAAAGUCAGCAGAGGUAAAGAAGGAUGAACAGAAGACAAAGGACAAGAAGACUGACCGAAGUGAUCAAAUCAGCAAAACUACGGAUGACGUCAAGACAAAAGCAAAGGAGAGCGGGCAGAAGAAGGAAGACAAGAUGAAGGCUGAGGGAAAGAAAGAUGAGGAGGUGAAAGAGAAGAAAAGAGAGGAAACAAAGCAGCAGAAAGACGAAGAAAAGAAGGACGAGAGAAGAAUUAUCGGAAAGAUUGUGAAAGCAACGGGCGGACAGGGAGCGAAGGUUCAGGUAAAGACGAUAAUGGGAGGAACGACAGCGGCCGAAGAGGAGAAGAAGAAGAAAGAGGACAAAACGAGCAGAGAAGAAAAGGUAGAAGAAAAGAAAAAGGGUGCAGAAAAGGUGAAGCAGACAGAGAGGGAGAAGAGAGGGAGCGCUGAAGAGAAGAAAUCGGAAGAUGGAAAGGUGGAAAAAACGAGAGCGCUGACAGAGGACAAAAAAGACAGGAAUGUAACGGAGGUAGAGAAGGAUAAAAAGGGCAAGGGGGAAGAGGAGAAACGAAAGAAGAGCGGCGAAGACGAGACCCUGACAAAGGCGGAAGAGGAGCAAAAGACGCAGAAAGCUCAAGAGAACAACACUGAGGUGAAUAAAGUUACGACACGGGAACAGAAGAAGAGAGAGCAAACGAGCGAUAAACCUGCGGACGACAAAGCCACCGCCGAACAAACAAAGACAACAGGCGUAGAGUUGGAACAGACGAGCACCAAAGAGACAAAACCAGGGAAGAAAGCUGCAGAUAAGUCAGCUGCCGAGUCGAAAACUGCAGAAGAAGCAAAGGUUGAGAAGACGAGCGCAGAAGAAAGUAAAACGAAGGGUGAUUCUUCAGAUGGAGGGACGGUGGAGAAGCAGCAGCAGCAAAUGAAGAAGAGUUUAACCAUGACGCUGACGGACUCGACUCUGCACAGAAUCCACGGAGACAUCAGGAUUUCUCUGAAGACUGACAAUCCUGACAUCAGCAAGUGUCUGAUGGCGCUGGAUCAGCUCAGUAUGGUUUACGUAACGUCUAAACACGUCCGGAGACACAGUGAGCUCGUCUCCACCCUGAGAAAGAUGCGGUACUACAGAGCGAACCAAGCUAUCAUGGACAAGGCCUCCAUGCUCUACAACCGCUUCAAGAACGCCUAUCUGGUGGGGGAGGGGGAGGAGGUGGUGAGCGCCACCUUCCUGCGCUCUCUGCUGGAGGAGAAGGAGAGGGAGGAGGCGCAGCGGGUGGAGCGCUGCAAGGAGACGCUGCCGAGGGAAGAGCUGCUGCAAGAGCACCAGUGGGCCGCUCCUGAAGGGACAGUAUUCCUGAAGGAGCCUGGACUGAACCAGCUGUAAUCUGCGGGGGUGUUUACCUGAAACAAUCCCGCCACAUGGACAUUAAGGACUUCCACAACCAUUUACCUCAUCACACACACACACACACGCACACACACACACACACACACACACACACACACACACACACACACACCUGUACAGCUCUGAGUAUUUAUUUCCUGUUGUUACAUUUGAACAGGAGUUAACAGUGUUUGUGUGGAUUGUCACACCUGAGCAGGUACAGUGUGUUUGGUGCUUUUCAUCAUGACAUAUUAACUCAGCGCAUUAGUACGGUUUAUCCUGACUUUAAUAGACCUGUGUUUGUCUCUCAUCCACUAACUUUCUUGUUUGUAAAGUAUAGCAUUACACGCCUUAACCUGAGCAUUAACCCCCAUCUUACCCGUGUUUUUAAACUAACCUAAGUGUCUUUAACCCUAAGAUUACCCUUUUAACCUGAGAAUAUUUUAUCUCCUUCGAUGCAUUUGGGUUUUGACAAACAUCUCAAAACCUGGACAGAUAAAACUAAAACUUUAUGCGCUGAUAGAGGAAAGUUGGGGUUUUUUUUGUUUUUUUUGUGGUCAUUUGGGUGAACAGUACCUUUAAGAACUCCAAGUUAACGUAACCUACCUCUGUUAUCCGUUAGGAGAGCGUCCUUCCAUUAGUUUUUCUUUUUAAAUGUUUCAGUAAUAGAACUAAAACUUUGUGUAAAUGCAUUGAAUUUAAAGGUGCUCAGUCCAUUUUAAAUGUGUUUAUGCUGUUCAGGAAGGACAUGGGGGGCUGAAUGUGCAUUUUAUUUUUUAUUUUUUACCGACAGAUUGAUGUUCAAACAACACUCACAACAGCUUUAAACCAUGAAUCAAAGCAUUAAACCGCCUGUGAUGUUCACACUUCAGGUGCUCAAGGGCACCGCAGCAGUAAACUUACAGAGAACUCAUAAUAGCUGCUCAGUGUUUUUAUAAAACUUUGUACAGCAAGAUGUUUUAUCGUGACGCUGUGAGAUGUUUUUAUUCUUUUUUGUACUUGUUUUGUUAAAGUUGUUUUCUAAUAGGCUGUUACUGUUGUAAAUAUGUAAUUUUUACUUUCAGAAAUAAGAAUGAUUCACACACCUGA